Messenger RNA from Lucilia sericata (common green bottle fly), 1139 nucleotides. Its product is annotated as angiopoietin-related protein 2-like. Bases 33 to 962 code for a protein of 309 amino acids. The record is from RefSeq and is a predicted model, not a curated record. The transcript has 4 exons. NCBI's taxonomy places the organism in Eukaryota, Metazoa, Arthropoda, Insecta, Diptera, Calliphoridae.
UGCUGGAAUUAAGUGGUCAAGACUUUUUAAGAAUGUUUAUUAAAUAUAUAAUUUUUUUCGUAUUUAAUUUGGAUUUAUUUCAAAUUGGGAGUUCUAAAGAAGGCUGCCCUGAAAAUCUACAAUUAUAUAAACAAAUUUAUGAAAUUAAAAACAUGUUCAAUGAUGUAAAUUUAGAAGACAUUCAGCAACCCGGGAAAAUGGUGCCAUGUAAACCUAUGAAAACCAUAUUUGACAUACGUUUCGAUUCCCUACCCAAAAAUUGUAUUACAGAUCGCAUACCACGUACAUGUGCAGAAGCUACCGAAUGCACUUGCUCCAGUGGUAUCUAUAAUAUUACAAAUCCCAGCUAUAAGGAAAUAAAUUUGACAAUUUUUUGUGAUAUGAAGAACUAUGGUGGCGAUUGGUUAUAUAUUUUGAGACGCCAUGAUGGCUCUCUAAAGUUUAAUCGCCCCUGGAAAGAUUAUGUAAACGGGUUUGGUAAUAUUGCUGGUGAAUUCUGGCUAGGGUUGGAAAAUAUUUAUUCAUUGACAAAUUUCUAUGGACCUCAAGAAUUGUUUGUUUUUCUAGAGAGUUUUAAAGAUACCACUAAAUAUGCUCGUUAUGAUAAUUUUGUUAUAGGAAGUGCUAAGGACCAAUACAAACUUAAAUCACUAGGCCAAUAUUCUGGCACCGCUGGCGAUAGUUUGUUUCGAGUAUUGGGCUCUAAAUUUACAACUCUCGAUAAAGACAAUGACGAGAUGAGUCAAAAUUGUGCUGAAAUUCGUGGAGGCGGAUUUUGGUUUAAGAAUUGUACUGAUGCAAAUCCUACAGCUAAUUAUUUUCGUGGUAGUUAUACCAAAAAAGGCACAUAUAAUACUGGUUCUUAUUGGAAAACCUUCGAGGGAACCCGUUAUUCCCUUAAAACUAUUAUAUUCAUGAUUCGUCGAAAAAGUGUUCCUAAAUUGGAACCAAUUGCCAAUUAAUUUUAUCAGAAUGUGAAUGUAAAUGUUAUUUUUGAAUUAACUUAAAAAUAGCAUAGGUCGUAUGUUCUGACUAUCGAUCAUAAUUACUAAAAUGCCUUUUGUUUUCAUCACUCUCACAAAAUUUGUUAUUAAGAAUAAGUUGAAAUCCGCAAAAAGUGAAUAAAUAUUUGGUUUUUA